This is a messenger RNA of Pararge aegeria (speckled wood butterfly), 1252 nucleotides long. RefSeq names its product thyroid transcription factor 1-like. NCBI's taxonomy places the organism in Eukaryota, Metazoa, Arthropoda, Insecta, Lepidoptera, Nymphalidae. The record is from RefSeq and is a predicted model, not a curated record. Gene Ontology annotation, cellular component: nucleus. Gene Ontology annotation, molecular function: DNA-binding transcription factor activity, RNA polymerase II-specific; RNA polymerase II cis-regulatory region sequence-specific DNA binding. The transcript is spliced from 6 exons. Gene Ontology annotation, biological process: cell differentiation; regulation of transcription by RNA polymerase II. Bases 32 to 1039 code for a protein of 335 amino acids.
CCGUCGAGUGGCGUCGAGUGUUGCCGGUCGGAUGUCCGCGGAGGGCGGCGGCUACUCGCCGUGUCCGGCGGAGGCGCUGCCGGAGCUGAGCGCAGCCGAGCUGGCGAUGAGCCUGUCGCCCAAAUCGGUGCUGCAGCAGAACCUGUCGCAGCUGCAGCUGCAGCACUCAACGCCCUUCUCCGUCACCGACAUCCUGUCGCCCAUCGAGGAGUACCGCAAGCUGGAGCUGGCCAACAACCCGCCGUCGCCGUACAGGUCAAACUCGUCCGGGAGUAGUAUAAACUCUCCACUCGGACCAACGGCGUCGUGCGGCAUGGCGGCCAAUCCGUACGCUGUCCCGCUGUACAGCGGGGCGCCCAUGCAAGGCUACGGCUGUGCCCCGGCGGAUCUGCCCCACUACGGGGACAUGCGUGGAGCCAGCUGGUACCCCGCGUCGAACGACCCCAGGUUUGCCAUUUCCAGGCUAAUGACGUCGACGGGUGGCGGCAUGGGGCACGUCAACAACAUGGGAGGAUUGGCAGCGUGUGCGGGGCCCGACGCUAAGCCCAUGCAGUUCCCGCUGGCGCAGCGGAGGAAACGGAGAGUACUGUUCACGCAGGCGCAGGUGUACGAGCUGGAGCGACGGUUUAAACAGCAGAAGUACCUGUCGGCACCCGAGAGGGAGCACCUCGCCUCACUCAUACACCUCACGCCGACACAGGUCAAAAUAUGGUUCCAGAACCAUCGCUAUAAGUGUAAGCGGCAGGCCAAGGAGAAGGCAAUGGCGGAGCAGAACCAACACAACCAGUUUCUUCAACAGUCGGCGUCAUCGCCGCGGAGGGUGGCUGUACCGGUGCUUGUCAAGGAUGGCAAACCGUGCGGAUCCGGGGAGUCUUCGUCACCAGCCCACAGCCACUGUGCCACCCCAACCUCUGGGUACUCCGGCCCCCAACCCUCGCAGGCAGCUUGCAGCAACCCCCUGGUCUCAUCGUACCGCCAGCCCACAGCCUACCAACAACAAUGCUCAGGGUACCUUCCACUUCAGGGCAGGGCCUGGUAGAAAUUCCCACAGCUUUACCACGAGACAAUGUUCAAAGAAGAGAUGUAUUUCGAUUAACCUAACUAUAAUUUUAAAUUUGAGUUUGUCUUAUUUGGCUUUUAAAUUAGAGUUGCCAUGUUUUGAAAACUCCCUGUUUUAUGUCAUUAAAAAGUUUUGUUGCUCCAGAUUAAUACAACGCAAUUGUUUCUAUUGACUUAAUCGUAUCUUGUUUAA